CCAUACUUGCCCUUCGUCCUUGACUGCUGGUUUUACAGGCAUAUUCAGCCAUGCUGUCUUUAUCUAGGUCUUUUGUAUCUGGCACUGUGUGUGUGCGGCCAUGCCUGGUGUUACGCCAACCUCACUUACAACUUGCUGCAUCUUUUUCUGGCUCGUCGUUUAAACCAGCAACUGCGCUGGAAGAGCGAGGGCAGCCUGGGCAGCAUCUCACUGCUUCUGGUAAGGUGCGGAAGGAGGUGCCCUUGCCAAGCCAGGAAAAAAAAGAGGGCGCAAUGCAAUAUGUGUUGACUACACUCGAUCAAGUUGCGAAUUGGGCGCGUCAGAGUUCACUCUGGCCCAUGACGUUCGGUCUCGCGUGCUGUGCUGUUGAAAUGAUGCAUUUAUCUACCCCAAGAUAUGAUCAGGAUCGCAUGGGAAUUAUCUUCAGAGCUUCCCCGAGACAGUCCGAUGUUAUGAUCGUUGCUGGAACCUUAACAAAUAAGAUGGCGCCUGCUCUUAGACAAGUCUACGAUCAGAUGCCUGAUCCUCGUUGGGUCGUCAGUAUGGGCAGCUGUGCAAAUGGUGGUGGGUAUUAUCAUUACAGCUAUUCGGUCGUCAGAGGUUGUGACCGGAUUGUGCCUGUUGACGUCUAUGUUCCCGGAUGCCCGCCUACCUCGGAAGCACUAAUGUACGGGAUCUUCCAGCUUCAAAAGAAGAUGAGACACACCAAGAUUACUCGUAUGUGGUACCGACGUUAGCUUGCUAUUGUGCAAAUGUCUAGCCAGAACCAAUUGACAAUAAAUACUACACUGGAAUUUGGCAUCAGACGCACUCUUGUCG
Molecule: messenger RNA, 819 nt
Organism: Monascus purpureus
Lineage: Eukaryota; Fungi; Ascomycota; Eurotiomycetes; Eurotiales; Aspergillaceae
Source: the annotation of a GenBank genome assembly